AUGGCUGAGAUUGAAAGUCGUCCGUCCAAGUCACGACCCGAAAGAACGAAGGGAACACAAUGCUAUGCCAUCAACUGUUACACAUACCGUAACCAAGAGUCAAAGGCGGAGGGUGUUACAUUUCACAAAUUUCCAGACAAAACUAAGAACAGAGAAAUGUAUGCGCUUUGGGUGAAAAAUUGUAGAAGAGAGCGUGAGCCCACAACUGGUUCUAGAAUAUGUAGUAAACACUUUGACCCAUCAAUGAUCAACAGGACAUUGCAACGAACACAACUUCGAGAAGAUGCAGUUCCCACAAUCUUCAAAUUAUCUGAACACCUUCAGCCACGGAAAGCAGUGAAACGAAAGUCAAACACAAGUACAGAAGCCCUGAUACCUGCUAGUCUGCCACAUGGAGAAAAAAAUGACAUAGCUUCAACUUCAGUGGUGGUUGAAGAACAAGUUACAAAGAACACAGUUGCCAUUAUCAAAAAGGAACCUUGGCUAGAUGAUUAUACAACUUGCUUCUUUACUGAAAGUUUUGAAAAUAGUGAGGAUAACAAAAAUUUGGAAGAAGAAAAUACAGGCUUAAAUGAUACUUUUGAUGGAUUAAAGGAGAAAGUUGAAAUUCUAGAAUAUGUCUUAGAAUCUGAUAACACAUGCAUGUCCAAAAGUUCUCAAAUACAUGUUCUUCCAUCGAAAGAAGAUCCAUGUUCUGAAAAGGAACAGAAUGAGAAGGAAAAAUAUCACAUAAAAAAUGAAAAAAUGGAAAAUUGCAUUAACAUGAAUAAUCAAGAAGCUGCAGUGUCAUUUGAAGAAGGAUUAUCUGAUAACUUACCAGGGAUAUACACUUCUGCCAUCUGUGAGCAGUCAGAGUGCAUUAUUGAAGAGCUGUUAAGGCUACCUUUUACUCAAAGAGAAUUUCAAGAGAAAAACGAAAUUGUUAGACAUGGACGACCAACUCCUGCACUGCCAGGCCUAAGUAAAGUAGGUAAAAAUUUUGUCCGCCAUUUUCAGGAGAAUUCUUAUGUGAAAACGACAUGGCUAACAGGGUGUCCAAAGAAAAAUAAGUUGUUUUGUUGGCCUUGCAUCUUGUUUGCAAGUGAGAAACAUGUAUGGAACUCCAAAGGUUUCAGUGAUUUGAAUAAUUUGCAUAUGGGUCUGCAGAAGCAUGGACGCUCACAAAAACACAUAAGGUGCUGGCUUGAUCUGAAAACAUUUGGUAACACUCACAUAGAACUACAGGUUGAUGAGCAAAGGUAUGCUGCUAUUGUACAGCACAAUGAAAGAGUCAGAAAAAAUAGGGAUGUGCUACACAGACUAAUUGAUAUAGUAAUCUACUUGGGAAGCCAAGAACUGGCAUUUCAUGGGUAUUCAGAAGGUGAAAGUUCAGUGAAUCAUGGGAAUUAUGUUGAACUGGCACAUCUGGUUAGCAAGUAUGAUGACAGAUUAGCAAGCCACAUGGAAAGUUGUACUGUAUUUUCUAGGAUGUCUAUCAAAAUUCAAAAUGAUCUAAUUGAGGCAGUCAAGAAUGUAAUAUUGGCUGAAAUAAAGAAGGAAAUUAGUGAAGCCAAAUUUGUUGCAGUGCUUCUGGAUGAAACCUCUGAUGUAUCCAGUGCGUCCCAAUUCUCAACAGUGUGGCGAUAUGUGACUACAGAUGGUGUGGCAGAGGAGCGAUUUACUGGCUUCAUGGAUAUUAGUGCAAAUUGUUCAGCAGAAGUGCUUUCAGAACGCAUAUUUGCUUGUGUUGAGGAGAUGGACUGUGCAUAUAAGUUAGUAGCACAAAGUUACAAUGGUGCAGUGGUAAUGGCUGGUGAGUUGAAUGUCUUGCAGACCAAAGUUAAGGCUAGAUUUCCUUGUGCAAUUUUUGUUCAUUGCUAUGCACACACCUUGAAUGUAGUCCUUUCUCAAGCUUGUAUAAGUAUCAAAGAGUGUAAAAUUUUAUUUUCAACAUUAAAUGGACUUGUGUCUUUCUUUUCAUCCUCAUCUAAGCGGACCAAGGCACUGGAUGAUAUUGUACACAAACGAUUUCCCAGGGCUGCACCAACACAAUGGAACUCUUCAGCACAUCUUGUUAACAUGGCUAAUGACUACUUCCAUUCACUUACUGAACUAUUUGACCAGAUCAUUGAAAACCCAUUAGCUUGGGAUCAGAAUACAGUUAUUUCAGCCAGAGGCUUCCAGCACAGCUUUAAAGACCCUAAAUUCCAGUUUCUACUUAAUGUUUUUUGUGAUGUAUUCUCACAUACUGAUGUGUUGUUUAAUAUAUUGCAGUCAAAGAUUUUAGACAUUGGAUAUUGCAUAAGUGAAAUUAAGAAGACUACUGAGGUAGUACAGAACAAAAGAGGAGAAUUUGAAAAAUUCUAUUCCAAACUCAAGGAAUCCACUGAAAUUUCUGCUAAGAUAUGUAGACAUAACCACAGCAGUGAUCCAAAAGAGGAGUAUAAAAUAUUAUAUUUUAAGGUGUUGGAUACAAUAGUUAUGCAAAUGCAAUGUCGAUUUUCAUCACUGGAAAAACUUAAGUUCCUGGAGCUAUUAAACUUCAGUAAAUUUGGUCAGUAUAGAAAUAUCUUUCCAGAAGAAGCAUUAACUUCCCUAAAUGAAAUGUAUGGGCACUUCUUUGAUGCUAUACGGCUGCAUAAUGAGCUGACUGUAAUGUAUUCAUCACAAAAACUUUUUGCAAAGAAAAGUAUUGCAGAGCUACUUGUAUACAUGCAUAUGAAUGACUUAAGUGAUGCUAUGACUGAAGUAUGCAAACUCUGUGAUUUACUCCUCACUCUUCCAUCUACUACUGUAUCUGUUGAAAGAACGUUUUCAGCAGUGAAAAGAAUAAAGAAAUAUAUGAGAAAUACAACACUGCAAUCACAACUGUCAGGAAUGGCCAUUAUGUCAAUUGAAAAAAGCUACUUCAGAAGCUUAAAAGUCAGGAAGGCUUUUAUGAUGCUGUUAUAGAAGAAUUUGUGAAGAAAGAUUGUUGGCUGGAUUUCAUCUACAAAUAGGACAAAAUGAUUCACAUGAAUAAGUAUGCUGAAUAGUUUACAAAAGCAUUAUCUAACUUGUUGCAAUAUAAAGAAGUAUUCAGUGGAAGCUUUUAAAGGAGAGAAAUCCAACAUCAAUUGUCAGCUAAUAUUACUCUGUUAUCCUACCUCUGUACGUGUAGUGUAUGCAAAAAAAAAAAAAUGUUACAAGUUAUGAAACCUUGAAAAUAUGUUCAGAGACCCACAAUGAUUAUAUAAUUAAUAUAAGACUGACAAUAAAUAUAAGGGUAGUUCAGAA
This is a messenger RNA of Limulus polyphemus (Atlantic horseshoe crab), 3255 nucleotides long. RefSeq names its product zinc finger MYM-type protein 1-like. Bases 1 to 2931 code for a protein of 976 amino acids. The transcript is spliced from 8 exons. Gene Ontology annotation, molecular function: protein dimerization activity. The record is from RefSeq and is a predicted model, not a curated record. Lineage: Eukaryota; Metazoa; Arthropoda; Merostomata; Xiphosura; Limulidae.